GGCGGAGGGGCGGUCGCGGGCGGCCGAGCCGCUCGGGGCCCGGCAGCGCUGCCCAUGGGGGAGAGCGGGGUGCCCCCUCAGGUCCAGCUCUUCCUCCGCGCCUGCGAGCAGGGCGACUGCGAGACCGCCCGACGCCUCCUGGGGCUGCCCGGCGGCGGCGGCGACUCCGCGGCCCCCUCCUCCUCGUCGUGCGGCCCCGAGGAGACGGCGACGGAGCCCCGCGGCGAAGGGUCGUCCCCGCCGAGCCCCGCAGUGCCCGUGGACUGCACGGACGAGGCCGGCAACACGGGGCUGCAGUUCGCCGCGGCCGGGGGGCACGAGCAGCUGGUGCGGUUCCUGCUGCGGAAGGGCGCCUCGGUGCAGAGCAGGAACCACUACGGAUGGAGCCCCCUCAUGCAAGCGGCCAGGUUUGGACAUCUAAGCGUGGCCCACAUCUUGCUGGAGAAUGGUGCUGAUCUCAAUGCACAGAACAAGUUAGGAGCCAGUGUCCUCACAAUGGCCUCCAGAGGCGGUCAUGUCAGCAUGGUGAAAUUGUUGCUGGAAUCUGGAGCUUUUGUGGACAAUUACGACCAUUUUAGCACAAAUGUACUUAACAGCAGCAGAGAUGACCUUCCUGAUAUCACUCCGCUGAUGGCAGCUGCUCAGCAUGGACAUGAGGCAGUGGUGCAUCUGUUGCUAGACUGGGGAGCUGAUUGUAACUACACUAUAAAGACAAUGGGCUGGAGCCCUUUAAUGCUGGCAGCUGUUAGUGGCAAGGUGAGCAUGGCACAGCAGCUCGUGGAGAAAGGUGCCAACCCUGAUCACUUGAAUGUACUACAUAAAACACCUUUUGAAAUCUCUGUUGGCUUCAAACACAAAGACAUGAAGGACUAUUUGGAAUCUCUCACCACUAUUAGGCCUCAGGCAGAUGCAGAAAAGAGGCAACCUGAUGUCUUUCAUGCUUUAAAAAUGGGAAACUUUCAGCUGGUUAAAGACAUCAUUGAUGAAGAUGUGAGUCAGGUUAAUGUUACCACUGUUGAUGGUGCAUCUCCUUUAAUGAUUGCGGCUGUAACUGGACAGCUGCCCCUUGUUCAGUUCCUCGUUGAGAAAAAGGCUGAUAUUGAUAAGCAGGAUAAUGUUCAUGGCUGGACAGCACUAAUGCAGGCCACGUACCAUGGAAACAAAAAUGUUGUAAAGUAUCUGUUAAAUCAAGGAGCUGAUGUUAACCUUCGUGCGAAAAAUGGAUACACAGCUUUUGACCUGAUAAUGCUGCUGAAUGAUCCAGAUACAGAGCUUGUAAGGUUACUGGCAUCAGCAUGCAUGCAAGUAGAUAAAGACAAGAAUAAAGUGAACAACAGGUCAUCUCUGCCUCGUUCCAGAAGUAGGCAAUCCUUAAAUGUCCCGAUCUUGCCAGAUGACAAAGGAGGCCUAAAGUCCUGGUGGAGCAGGAUGUCCAAUCGAUUCCGCAAGCUGAAGUUGACUCAGACAUUGCGCCAUGGAUUUCCUUCUAAUCAGUUUGUGCCUUUCCCGGAUGAGACUGAACCAUCAUUAAAUUCCACUAUAAAAGUAGCCUCACAGAGUGAUACAGACAUCUCUGGAAGCCUUGAUGCUGCUCCAGCUUGGAACACAAAUAACAAAGCUAGUGGUGCAAACACUGUGAAAGGAGAAAAGGACGAUGAAUUAUUGAAAACUAUGCUGAGGAGCAGUGCUCCCUUUACCAGGCUGCCCAGUGAUAAGCUGAAAGCAGUGAUCCCACCUUUCUUACCACCCUCAAGCUUUGAGCUUUGGAAUUCUGACCGAACCCGACUCAGCAAGGAUGGCAAAGCUGAACAGAUGAGAACUGCCUGGCCACAGAAAGCAGUCAAGCACGAUUUUAACAGCAGUGGAAACUCUGAUAUAACAUCUGUUAGCAAAGGUACUAGACCAGUCAAAUUGCCAACAUUUGCAAGAAGGCCAGCAUCUCCUUCAAAUUCCAAUAACUUCAACCAUUCUCCCCAUUCUUCUGGUGGAUCUAAUAACAUUGCAGGAAUUAACAGGCAUGGAGGAGAACUGCAUAACAGAUCAGGUGGCAGUGCAGAUAAUGUUUUGUCUCAGAUUGCAGCCCAAAGAAGAAAAGCAGCAGGCUUACCUGAACAGAAGCCCAGCCAACAGCACAGUCCAGUCCAGUCAACUCCUUCAUCUACUGUGUCGGAUCUGCAGUGUGCUCAGGUUGUGGGCAAUGGAAAUGUUGUAAAGCAAAAACUGGAGAUGAACAAAAGACCUCCAUCUGGGACUUCAUCUACAUCUAAAAGCACAUCACCAACUCUCACACCUUCUCCAUCACCUUCCCCAUCUCCAAAGGUCCAAAAUGCAGAGUCCUCUGUCUCUUCUUCUCACAGACACGCCAAGAGCAAUGGCUCCAGCAGUGGUACUAUUACAGAGGAUGGCAACCAUUUGGUGGACCAUCAACAACUUGGCCCUAUUCUGAGAGCCAGUGAUGUAGAGAAUUAUGAAAGACGAAACCAUGUGAGAGUAAAAGAGGGCUCUGAAAACCUGGAAAAAGAUGAGCUGACUGGCAUCCUUAAAAAACUGUCGCUUGAGAAAUAUCAGCCUAUAUUUGAGGAACAGGAGGUGGAUAUGGAAGCUUUCCUCACACUUACUGAUGGUGAUUUGAAAGAGUUGGGUAUUAAAACAGAUGGAUCAAGGCAGCAAAUUUUGGCAGCUAUUUCUGAACUGAAUGCAGGAAAGGGUCGAGAGAGACAGAUUUUACAAGAAACUAUACACAACUUCCACUCUUCCUUUGAGAGUAGUGUUAGUAACACACGACCACCAGGUCAUUCCCAAUGUAUUACUAGGUGAGCAGAAGCUGUUUGGGAUUUGAUUACCUGAUGCAAAGAACUGGAAUUACUCAAGAACCAAUUAAGCAUAGAGGUGUAAUGUAUCUCCAAGCAACUUGCUGACCUUAAGUGUCUUGAAGACAUCAAAGGACAAGAAUGGUGGAUCACAGCUGAGGAGAACAUCCUUUUGUAAGAAUGAAGGCAACAGUUGCUCUGGUUGAGCUUUUGACAAGAGGCUGCAAGAAGGCUGCCAUAAGAGAUCUGGCUUUUGGGUUUUUGUGUAUGAGAGCUCCAUGAUACAGAUUUGGCUGUGAAACAGAAUCAGAAGCACUAACAGAGAAGAGGAAGACAACAUGUAGCUAAAAGAAGUUUCUGCACCAGGUAAGCUGCUUUUUAUUGUAAAAAGUAGCAGUGGAAUCCUUAUGCAGUCUCUGGAACUUGAAGUAAUUUCCAGGAAUGUGUAAUAGUUUAGAACAUAAGAGCAGCUGUACCAAGUCAGAUCCAAGGUCCAUACAAUUGUGUUGAGUUUUUUCAUCCAGUCUCAUCUGACACUGAUUUGAAGAGCUACUUGCUUUCAUUUGCUGUGAACUUGCCAUGUCCUGACUUCUUUUGCUUCAUCAUACUGGAUCAGAAGAUACAGUGAGCAAUUGUUUCCUCUUCACUGCCUCCAUGCCAAUGAUGAUUUUAGAGAUCACUGUGAUAUCCUUCUUCAUUCAUGGUUUUUUCGAGGGGAAGGCUUAUAGGCUGCUUUGUCAUUCCCUGUACCAUAGAUUUUCUAGCCUCUUUUCCUUUUCUGCUGUUAUCUUUUCAGACCUGGGAGAUACCAGCCUAGCAUACAGUGUUAAACAUGUAGGCAUAUUACGGAUUUACACGACAGACAGAUGUUUGUUUUUCAGUUGUGUUCUCUGCUAUCCAUUCUCUUGCUCUUUCCUAGUUACUUCUGGUACUUUGAUGUGUUGGCUAUCAUUGAAGACUGAAUUGGUAAUAAUUCAAAUUUCCUCUUACAACCCAGCUGAUCUACUGAGUUUGAGCUCACAACCUAUAGUUUUAUAUAAACACACAUACAUCAUCUUUUUCAUUUGCCUUACUUCAUAUUACUUAUCUUCGUAUUACUUUAUCUUCAACAAAUUUUGUCACUAUCUUAUUGUUUAGGCACAGAUGUCAUAUGAAGUCUUUUUGCCAGUCUUCUGUUUACCUUUCUUUUUACUUACAUGCAUAACUUUGGAAAGUUUUCCCCUUCACUCUCUGUGCCCUUUCAAAAUCAUAUAUUGAAUAUACUGUUCAUAUCCUGAAUAUCCUCAUGCAGAUGCCUGUGAAAUAGUAGUGAUGAAUGUCUCCACUAUGGAAAAAAUCAUUAUUUACUGCAAACUUCUGUCCUCUGCCUCCCUAAGAGUUUAUUUAUCUACACAAGAAAUUUUAUUUUUACCCUCUGGGUUCCUUAUUAUCUUAAGGGCUAACCUUGAACCUUGUGAAAUGCCUUGUCAAAAUCCAAGCAUCAAAUGGACCUCUUUAAUCUACAAGACUGUUGGCACCUUCGAGGAAUUCUAGUAGGUUGGUGAGGCAAGACUUCAAAAAUCCCUUCUUGAUUGUUUCCAACAAAAUUUCAGAUUGUUACAGGCUUUACUACUCUGGUUGGUAUUACUGUCCAUCUCACUGGUCUCUGUUUCCCUACAUUUCCUGUUGAACCAUUAAAAAGAUUUGCAUCGCUGUUAUCACAUCUCAGCUAUGUGGCAAUUUAAACAACAACCUGUGUUCUGUACACAGCAGUUCAGCUGCCUAGUCCUGCUUCUUCCAUGCCUUAGAAAUUUGCUAUUACUUGCUUUGUGUAUUUGUUUCAUAUUCUUUUUUGCUAGUACUUCAGGUUAAGCUGUCUUGGACUCCCACAUAAAAGUUUCUGAAAUGGAAUCCUUCCACCCCACCUCAUGCCAGGGACACUAGGUUGGGCUGUGUGAAUUCCUUGCUCCAGUCCUCGCCUGACCUGCAUAAGGCAGAGAGUGAUUCAGAGGUUACUGGACAUUACAGUAAAUGAUUCAGAGGUUACUGGACGCCCAAGCCAUUAGGUUUGGAAGCACCAUGAAUUCUGAAGAGGCAAACAGUACUUGCAUGGGGAAUGUUGCCUCCAUCUCUUUUUUCAAUGGAAAUUAGUUGUCAUUUUUAGAAAAUACUGAUAAAAUUAUUCAUUCCAAGAGUGAAGGUUUUAGCGGGUUUUGACACUUUGCUGGUUUGACUACUAUUGCGUCUUGGAAAAUUGACAAUGCACUCUGGCCAUGAUAAGAGAAACUACUAGGAACAUACUGCUUCUGUAUAGCCUAGUGAAUGUGUCCAGCAAACACAGAAUUACUGUUCUGCUUUGCCAUUUAGAGCAGAUAACCAGCCCAUGGAGGCAUGAGGCUCUGAAGAACAAAAUCCUUUGUCUGGAUUCCAACUUCAGUGAAACAGCAAGUGGCAGCAUGAAGUCCAGCUUUCUGAGAGAAUGGGAUUUAACAAAUAAUAUUAUCCCAGGAGGAUUUUCUGUUUGUGGUUUGAGGUGACCUUACAGGAUUCUGGUAAAAAAAGAAAACUGGACUUUCUGAAUGCCUAGUUGCCAGGACUAAUUAUUUAGUUUAUUUUUGGGAGCUGUGUUAAGAUUGAUGCUCCCAUUAACUGAGUGCAGUCAGGAGGUUGAGCAGAUCUGACAGUGGUCAGCAGGUUAAUUGAAACAAAUGACACCAAAGAAGACAGAGUUGCAUUUCAACACAAGCUUGCCAAAUCGGAAAUGAAAAGCUGAAAAAAGGUCAUGUGAAUUCAUAUGAAAAAAAAAAAAAGGAGGAUGGGGGAGGAGAAAAGCAACUGAAAUAAUUUCCUUCAGAAGAGUAGACAUAAAAUCCUAUGUGUUAGUUAUUGUAGUUAUAAUAAAUGUGCAAGGAAGUGUUACAUGUUAAAUCCUCUGAUAAAAAAGGGAAACACUUCAUGAAAGUUCCCUUUCCCAUUUAUGGCUUGCAACAGAAUUUGCCAUUUUUACAAAAAUGACAUGAAAAAUGCGAGAGAGCAUCCAAGGUUUAUACUCAGAAGGACACAAUCUUUUUCUGCUAGGAUAUUUCUUAAACUCAUUAUGAAAAAUCCCAUUAAUAUUGGUUGGAGGUAAAGCUAACUACCAGUUAAGUUAGUUUGCCUUUUAAUGCCAAGUUCAUUGGAAUUUCUGAAAGAGAAAGAUCAGCCUUGUCAUUUAGUACAGGCAUCCAGCUGCUCUCCCCCAUCUGAACAACACUUCUGAUAGGUGGGAAGAAAAGAGAAAAUCCAAACAUCUGGUAGAGGCAAUGAGCAAAGGCAGGAGAAUAAACUGAAUAUUCUCCAGACAAAAGUUUAAAUGAAGAGUAGUUAUACCUAUGAUGAAGAAAGAAUACGAUGCCAUGCAGUCUGUAGUUAGUGGAAAUUCUCAUCCUCCAGUUUCUUUUCACAUACUAUAGUAUGUUAUAUGUAUCUAUAGAUACAUAUGUAUCUGCAGAUACAGAAUUGUUUGUGUAUUUGCUUUUCAUUUUUGGAUUCAGACUCAAAAAUAUCCAGUGGAAAUUAUCCAGCAGAGGGAGAGAUUGAAGAGAGAGAAGUAAAAAUAGGAGCAAAAUCAAUACAGACUUGCAUAUAAAAAUCAUACAGGAUUCAGAUAAGCACUUACUGGAAAGGUGCACAUCGAGAAAAGAGGGAUACUCCAAACUUUGUGGCAGUAGGUGACUUUUUCACAUGAGUUUGACUUUUUAUACCUUCUCCUUGAAGGAGAUGGCUUAAGAUGAGCAAAACGAAUUACAGGAUCAAACUGUUAGAUACUGGUAUAAAACGUACAUUGGCAAAUGUGGGCCUGUUUCCAGUAAUAGUGGAAUUACUCUCUUGUUUACAGUUGUGAGUCUUGCUGAUUACAGUUUUUCAGACUUCUUUUUUUUCCCCUCUUACAGCUCCUGGCUGCUCUUUAAAACCACAAGAAGCUGUUUCUUCUAAGAGGUAGCUACUGGAACAAAAGUGGUUUUUAUUUUUUAUGGUGAAGCUUGGCAUCUGACUAAGUAAAUCCAUAAAAAUGAAAAUUUGAAAAGUUAGUCCUGACUACACUGACAUAGGAUUUUCUGCAGUAACGUGCUUAAAAUACAAAACCCACAGAAAGGCAGAGAAAAUACUAAAGAGAUUGCCCAUAUAGUUCAGCCUAAGUGUUGAAUUGUUCAAGGCAUCAGUGGUCUGAAUUUAAGAAGAGCAAAGUCAGAAGAGCAGGAAGAAUGGGUGAACGUGCAAGAAGAUGGAUGUUUCAUUAAACUCUUGCCCACAGAUGAAGACCCACAGGAGACCUACAUGGGCACAAGUCAAGAGGAACCAAAAGCAUGGAAGAAGGCAAGAAGGACACCUCAAAUUGUGACCCCUGCUACAUGGGGAAAUACAUAAGCUGAAUAUGCCUCUUUUGAUUGGAUACAGAUAAAGUAGUCUAGAUUGAAAAUGUAAUGAUUUCAUGGGAAGAAAUAAAAAGGAGAAGUAACGCUGCAUUCUUCAAUAACCAAAAUAUAUUUUAUCUAUUCAAUAUUAUGAGGUUAGAGCAGCAGUAAAAAUAAAAACAAAAUACCUAUUUGUAAAAACAGCACUUUAUUUGAGUAAAUGCAUAAUCUGUCACCAAUAUUUAAACAGAAAGAAUGUUAAAAUAUUUUAUAUUGCUGACUAAUUUUUUGAGAGUAAAACCAUUUACAUGAUAUUGGCUGGGGUUUUUUGAAUAGUAACACUAGCAUAUCCUUAAAGAUACAUUUUUAUAAUUUGAUUUUGUAGCAGUUUUGAAAUGAAAGUUACAGUAAUUAGAAGUAGAAAUAAUUUUCUGCUUAGUAAAUAUCAUUUUUGUUAAGCAGUUAAAAUGCAAAUCAUCAGGAAUUAAAAUAAAAUUCAUCAGAAGCCUCUGACACUAUAUUUAUCUUUCUGAAGACUCAAGUACCGCAGGUAAGGGCAAGAAGAUCUCAGAGCUCCAAUUACCUGAGUGCUCUCAGUAUAUAACUAAAGAUUUUACAUUUCUCCAUGCUCCUGAGACCUCAUGGCUGCUUUUUAUGCCUUUGAGAGGAGGUAAAUUUGAGACAAAGUCCUGUAUUGUGUGUCUGUGUGUCAGGGCUGGCACGGGCAGCUCUUUAAACUCUGCUGUAGGCAGCGGAGAUUUGGUGGGUACCAUCACCAGGGCCUCAAACACCAGUAUCUCACUGGGCUGGACCAGAAUUUGAUUCAGUUGUUCAGACCUCCACUGGCAUUUGCCAGGCCCUAAGGCAUCCAAAGCACCCAGAAGGGAUGCCAGACAUGACACUAUAUGAGGGUUAUGAUCAGGUUAUUCAUUGCAGCCACUUGGACAAAGAGACCAUUCAGAGAUGGAGACUGUAAUUUCAUUGACUUGUCCUGAUUUGUCACAGACUUUGAGAGGUGAAAGCUUUUUUUUUUAUUCCUGUUUACUGUUCAUUUUCUGUGUCCUCCUUUUCAGUUUAAAUGAAAAUCUUUGUUGGCAAACUUUGCUUACCUCAUAAUGAAAAGUGAUACUUUCUGGGUUUUACCAAAGAAGAAAAUCCUACAAAAACUAGUUCUUAUUAUGAUUCAGUCUAGUGCUACAGGCUUGACCAAUCUGGAGUUAUUAACCUAAGAUUUUGCUGAGGAGUACUGUUAUUUUACAAGAAGCUUUUAUAAGUUUCUUUCAAUGUAAUUUUCUUUUUCUGUACUUUGAGCAUUAAUGAAGAUCUGAUUUUAAAUAAAGAUACUGUUAUCUGGAAAUUA
Messenger RNA from Zonotrichia albicollis (white-throated sparrow), 8543 nucleotides. RefSeq names its product ankyrin repeat and sterile alpha motif domain containing 6 (gene ANKS6). Gene Ontology annotation, molecular function: protein binding. Gene Ontology annotation, cellular component: cytoplasm. The record is from RefSeq and is a predicted model, not a curated record. NCBI's taxonomy places the organism in Eukaryota, Metazoa, Chordata, Aves, Passeriformes, Passerellidae.